AAAUGAUUUCUUGACAAACUGACAAUUACAGAUACUGAAAAUUCACCAAUGUCAAAAUUUUCGAAUCGCGUAAACAUAAUCCGGCGUAAGUAAAAAAAAAUAAUUUCAUGGAGAAUUCAAAAAAUGUACAACUUCACGAAAUCAUCAAGAAUUCCCUUGCAACUUAUCUCAGUUACAAAUGGUCUGCCGACAAGCUCUACCUAAAGAAAAGGAGGAAAAAGGAACAGAAGGAAGAAAAUCAGAAGAAGAAGAAACCGUGCAGUUUAGCCAAACAACGGUCUGUUAUAAACUUGGAGAACAAUGUAUUCAUUUACGAUGCUAAGAACAAAACUUUCACUCAGUUGGAUUUAUGUGAUUGUUUCAAGAAUGGCCUGAAAUACAGAAAAAUUGACCCUUUUGCCUCAAAUAAGUCUGUCAAGAAGAAAUAUGAACUAUGUGAAAUACCGCGAAAUUCCCCUAAUGAUCUGCAAGAAUAUCAAAGCUUUCAGCUCAUGAAUGUUAAGGACAGUGUAGAGCACAUUUUCAGUAAUCAACUCAUUAAAAAAGGACACUGGACCAAGACCAUCAAUCAACUGUGUCCUUCCAAGUUCGAUUUUUUCAUACAGAAAGAGCUAAACAAAUGCGCCGGUAAAAACUUCGACGUGAAAUCAAUCAAGAUAAAUACCAAACAAGAAUCCGGAAUAUCUUCCAACGACAAAGUUUGCAGUAGCGCUGCUAUCGGUUAUUAUACAAUAACAACAUAUGACGAUGCUUUACAAGGCGAGAAUCCAAAAAUUGGAAAAGGUAGGAAAACCAGUACAAAACAAUGCAAUUUCAUCGGCAUUCGUGAAGAAACGAUAAGCCCAAAAAAAUUGACCUGCAAGGGACUACAAUGUAAGCUGUCCAGUCCAAAUCAACACAAGAAAGAGAAGGUAUCGCUAACGAAAGAUUUGGGCAUACAGUGCGUGAACACGCCGAUCCAGGAAGACAAACCGAAGAAGGGCCAGAUCGACAAUAAAAUCGAAGAAAUACGAGCCCAAAAUAGGAAGGGCCCUCCCCAACGACAAAAAAAUUUGGGCCCGAAAAAACUGAGGAAGAAACACGGUAGUUUGAGUGAAAUUUUUCCGACCACAGAAUGCAGAAACGUGGGCAACAUGAUACAAAUAAACAGCAGUGCCGAAAUUAGGAGAAUCCUGAACGACGACCAAUCCGAUUCUAGUCUGACCCUGUCGAAUACAGGAGAGUACUUUAGGACAUUCCUGAGCCCAAAACCACUGUUGACGUACUACCAAACAAGUUCAACAUCCAAAGACAACAGAGGAGACACAAAUGAUGAGCACUACCCAAAGAAUGAGCCGAUAGUAAGAGUGGUGGAGGCUACAAACGACAAGAAUCGCAAAGAGAAACCAAAGAAUCAGGGCGUCACUACAAUCAACGAAAAGGAGCCAAUUUGUUCCGAACACUGUAAAAAGAAACAGAUACAGAAGGUCCCUACCUGCGAUUGUACAUACGAGGACACCAAACACAAAGCAACAAAAGACUCAUUCGUCUUAGGACCGUUACCACAAAAUGUAUGUUCUUCGAAAUGUAUCGGACCGUGUCAGGCACUAAGAAAAGCAGCGGCAACCCUCACUUGUCCAGGCGACUGUCCUUGUGCCGCCCAAAAAAACGUAGACUUACAAAACUCGCAAGUACCGUGCGUUUGUCCUGGUCCCGCCAUCAAGCAGUGCUGCGAGUGCAACCAAUGCUAUGAUGAAAUGACUAACGCCUGCAUUUGCGAUCUGUUAUGCAACCUAAGGGAUAGAAUAAAGAAGCAAACUCAGGAGCAGAAUAGAAAUCUGGAUCAGAUAAUCGAGGAGCUCAACAAACAGGAUCAGGAAAUACAAGAGAUCAGAAAAUACGUGGAGAAGUGCAAGAAAGAACAGAAGAAGAAGGGUCCGUGUUACAAAAAAAAUCCAGUUUGUUCCUGCUAUGCUGCAACAGUGGAAUACGAUUUUAUUGGUGGUACUGCUGCGACCAACGUCGAAGAGAUUGUGGAAGAGAAAUGUUUGAAGGAUGUUGGUGCAGGGGUUCCUGCAGAACCUGAAAUAAUACAACUAUUUGGAUCAGAAAAAAAAACAACUGAAAAGAAAAAGCACCAGUACCACGUUUUCGAAAAAGAAUCUUGGAAGGCCUUGUGGAAGAAUAAUAGCAAGGUUUUUUUCCCGAAUGAAUUCUUCAAAAAGAGGAAUAUUAUUCGGAAAAAACCCUCUUCGUCUUCGAAUGGACCCAAUGAAAAUUUCCAAUCGAAACAAAACAGAAAAGAUAAAAGAGACUAUAAACAAUGGUUCUCCAAAUUGGUAUGUUCCAAAAAAGAUUUGAGGAAGAAUGCAUCUUGAUGAAAUCUCUCAAGAAGUUAUUCUUCUUAUCUGUUCAGUAUCCAGUUAAAAUCCCGAAGUUGUUAUUGUGUAAUAUUGAGUAAUAAAAUUUCAACAAUAUCUAUACUAAA
Molecule: messenger RNA, 2467 nt
Organism: Harmonia axyridis
Lineage: Eukaryota; Metazoa; Arthropoda; Insecta; Coleoptera; Coccinellidae
Exons: 8
Coding region: 108-2357 (749 amino acids)
Source: RefSeq, a predicted model, not a curated record